Molecule: messenger RNA, 698 nt
Organism: Cryptomeria japonica (Japanese cedar)
Lineage: Eukaryota; Viridiplantae; Streptophyta; Pinopsida; Cupressales; Cupressaceae
Product: protein SMALL AUXIN UP-REGULATED RNA 12
Exons: 1
Coding region: 75-485 (136 amino acids)
Biological process (GO): response to auxin
Source: RefSeq, a predicted model, not a curated record
CACUCUCAUUGCUAUCUAGGUUGUUAGCCUUAGUUUGCACCUCAGUUUCUUUUGCUUCGUUUAACUAUUCUACAAUGGCCAGGAUAGAGGGAAAUUCCCAAGUCUUGCUUGUGAAGCACAUAAUCAGAUUACUGUGUAGGUUUGCUAAAGCCCAUAAGGCAGUUGUGCAUGCCCUUUCUUCAAAGAGCACAAGGUAUUUCAGCUUUGCAGAUGAGUUCGUGGGCAGAUCAUGUGGUGGCCUUCCUACCGAUGUCCCAAAGGGCCAUUGUGCUGUAUAUGUUGGUAGUGGACGGUCUAGGUUUAUAAUCCCCACUGAGUAUUUGAAUCAUUCUGUGUUCCGGGCAUUGCUGGAUAAGGCUGAGGAAGAGUAUGGAUUUGAUCAUCACAUGGGACUCAUCAUUCCCUGUGAGGAAAUAGCUUUCCAGCAUCUGACAUCCGUGCUAGAGAAAGAAGGAUCUGUGACUCAUAAACGUAGAGCCGGAUAAACUCACUGGUUUGCAUCCCUCAACCUUCUCUUCUGCCGAUGUUGACAAAGUCGCAUUGUACACCAAUCUGCUAAGAAUUUGUUGAAGCGAAAGCAGAGGCUUGGGAAAGGACAAAGCAAUACUGUAUAUAGUUUUUUGUGGAUGUCCCAUUGAGGCCAGCUGAUUGGGAUCGUAAUUCAUCUGUCAUUAUCUUGUACAUUUUUGUUAAAAAGA